Molecule: messenger RNA, 1279 nt
Organism: Solanum pennellii
Lineage: Eukaryota; Viridiplantae; Streptophyta; Magnoliopsida; Solanales; Solanaceae
Product: heavy metal-associated isoprenylated plant protein 36-like
Exons: 3
Coding region: 105-1043 (312 amino acids)
Molecular function (GO): metal ion binding
Source: RefSeq, a predicted model, not a curated record
GCAUCUUAUGUCACUUUCAACUUACACUAUCUGCCUUUUAUACACUCUGCACUCUCUCUUCAAUUCUCUUCCAUCAAUACUACUACUUUCUAUCUUUCAUUCUUAUGGCAUCUUCUCCACCUGAUCAAGAACAACAACCACCUCAAUUUCCUCCACUUCACUACAGGACAUGGGUUUUGAAAGUUUCCAUCCAUUGUCCAGGCUGCAAGAGAAAAGUCAAGAAAGUCUUGCAAAGCAUUGAAGGUGUUUAUACUACGGAUAUUGAUCCACAACAACAGAAAGUUAUAGUGACUGGAAAUGUUGAAGCUGAAACUUUGAUUAAAAAACUGAUAAGGAACGGAAGAAGUGCUGAGUUAUGGCCAGAGCCGAAGCCUAUAUUAAAAGAGAAAAAAACAAAGAAAAAUGAAAACAGCGAAGACGACGAUGAUGAUCAAGAAGAUGAUGAACAUAAUAAUAAUAAUAAUGAAAAACCAGCUGAACAUGGUCCUCCAAGACAUGGUGUGAGGUUUGGCGGGGUUGAGACUUUUACGAUGGAUGUCAAAGAAGUAAGGCCAGAUGAAAGGCCGCCGGAAAAUAUCGCCGUCGUUGAGAGGUUCCCGGCGCCGGAGCAAAAGGCCGGCGGCGGUGGAGGAGCUAAGAAAAAGAAGAAAAAGAAAAAGAAGAAGAGUAGUGGGAAUAACAAUGCAAAUCCAAAUGCGAGUGCAGGGUCUAAUGGUGCACCGCCAGGUAGCGAAUCAGAUGCUGCGAAAAUGGGUCCCAAUCAGAUGAUGGAUCAAGCGAAUCAAGGCCAUUCAAAUCAGCAUCCUUAUCCUAACCCGUACGAUCAGCAUCCACAUGCUAGUUAUUAUGUUCCUCAGCAGCAUCAGAGUUAUGUUGUGAGUUACAAUGCGGCACAUCCUAUGGUAAGCAGUGCGCCGGCAUAUUACUAUAUUCCAUCAUCACCGUACAUGCAAUCUGAUAUUUAUUCUAAGCAACAAUGUACACCGUUGGAUUCUUUUGAGAUCUUGAGUGAUGAAAACCCUCAUGCAUGCUAUAUCAUGUGAUUAAAGUUGAUGGGGAAUUUUGUAUAUUAAGACAAAAUAGUAUUCGAAUUUUGGCAGGAAAUUAGAGUUUUAAUUUCUGUAUUUAGAGUUCAGAUAAGUAGUAAGCCUAUUGUAGAAAAUGUAAUGUGCUAUACUAGCAUACUACUUGUUUCAACUUAAUUACUAACCGUUUUAGAUUGUCACAUGAACAAAAGUUGUAAGUUUUAUGACAAGAAGGGUCAUUAUUUUUUGUUUUU